AUGAGAGAAAAUAAAAUAGGAAUACUAUGUCUGCAGGAAACACACCUAACAGAAGAACAUGAAAAUCAAAUAGAAAACCUAUUUUCAAGACGACUACACGUACUUAACUCCAGCGACCCUGAUAGACCCAGCACCUCAGCGGGAAUUGCGUUCAGGAGAGCCGCCGCACUAACCGUAUACUGGCAUAAUGAGAAAACAAUCACAAUACUAAACAUAUACGCACCAAACAACCCAAGAGAACACUCCUACAUUCUGGGAAACAAAAAAAGACUCAACUCACCUGACUUCAUGAUCGGAGACUUCAACAUCACUGAAGACCCAUUAGACUGCGCCCCAGCAAGAACAGACAACGAAAAUGCAAUUGAAGCCCUGAGAGAUAUCAGAUCGACACUAAACCUACAAGAUACAUGGAGGAUAACAUUCCCAACGAAGAGACAAUUCACCUUCAGCAGCAGCAACAACACACUAUCCCGACUAGACAGAAUAUACUCAUCAAUCGUCCAUAAUAAAAGCCUGCUAGAAUGGAAAACAUACGUCAGCCCAAUACCCACAGACCACCAAAUGAUAUCAGUACACUUCGCACCACCGGGACUCCUGCACAUUGGAAAAGGAAGAUGGACAUGGCCGCUAGGCAUCCUCUCAGACGCAACCCUAAUCAACAAAGUUAUAAGCCUCGGUAUAGAAACCCAAAAAAAAAUGGAACAGACGCCCCACCGCGACGAAAGCACAAACCCCCAAUCGAUCUGGGAAAUGUUCAAAACCAAAAUGAACUCCAUGGCGAAAGACACGGCGAAAUCCCACCUCGCCAAAAUAGACCAACAAAUAAAACAACUAACAAAAGACCUCAACAGCACAGAAAAUAUAAAAAGAAAUAGACCACCUACAAAAGAAACGAAAUAA
Molecule: messenger RNA, 900 nt
Organism: Suillus paluster
Lineage: Eukaryota; Fungi; Basidiomycota; Agaricomycetes; Boletales; Suillaceae
Product: Endonuclease/exonuclease/phosphatase
Exons: 4
Coding region: 1-900 (299 amino acids)
Molecular function (GO): catalytic activity
Source: RefSeq, a predicted model, not a curated record